This is a messenger RNA of Lotus japonicus, 2619 nucleotides long. RefSeq lists its product as uncharacterized. The transcript is spliced from 4 exons. The coding region runs from base 1 to 2619 and encodes 872 amino acids. Gene Ontology annotation, biological process: DNA integration. Gene Ontology annotation, molecular function: nucleic acid binding. Lineage: Eukaryota; Viridiplantae; Streptophyta; Magnoliopsida; Fabales; Fabaceae. The record is from RefSeq and is a predicted model, not a curated record.
AUGAAUUGUACUCUUGGAAUCUCAGUCAUAUGGUGGUCCUGGAAGUGGCGGUGCCAGCGUAUCUUUGAGGAUCAGGCUGCUACCAUCAACCAAGUCCUUCCUUGUGUGUUGCCUGAUGAAGCUCUCUGGCGCUCAACUCUAUUCCAAAAGCAGGGACAACAACAUAUAGCAGCUGGACCUGCUCUUGAUUUUACUGCAACACCGAUCGUUCGCCUGACUGUGGAUGGGAGUUGGAAUCCUCAUGUUCGUCGGAUGGGUUGUGCGGUGGUGUUAAGGGACUGCUCAAGCAAUUGGAAGUCUGCAACCUCCGUGAGCUUCGACCAUGGCAUGGCUUUUCUGGCGGAAAUCAAAGUUGUUGAACUUGGUAUACUGCACUCGCUUGACCUUGGCUUUACGAACAUUCCGCCAGACACACCUUCUUCCUGCGCCGCCGCGCCAGCAGCCCUCUCGCCGCGCCCAAGCGCCGCGCCGCGCUAUGCGUCCCUCUACCUCACACAGGUAGUUCCAAAGAAAGGAGGCAUGACUGUGAUCACUAAUGACAAGAAUGAGCUGAUUCCGACAAGAACAGUCACAGGUUGGAGAAUGUGUAUAGAUUACAGGAAGCUGAACAAGGCCACCAGAAAGGACCAUUUCCCAUUACCAUUCAUGGAUCAGAUGUUGGAGAGAUUAUCUGGGCAGGCAUUCUAUUGUUUUCUUGAUGGAUACUCACGCUACAAUCAAAUUACAGUCAAUCCAGAAGACCAGGAGAAAACAGCUUUCACAUGUCCCUUUGGUGUUUUUGCUUAUAGGAAAAUGCCAUUUGGAUUGUGUAAUGCUCCAGCAACCUUUCAGAGAUGCAUGCUUGCAAUAUUUUCAGAUUUGGUGGAGAAGAUCAUUGAGGUUUUCAUGGAUGAUUUCUCAGUAUUUGGUGCUUCCUUUGAUUUAUGCUUGGAAAACUUGGACACCGUACUGAAGCGGUGUGUGGAAACAAAUCUAGUUCUAAACUGGGAAAAGUGUCACUUCAUGGUGACGGAAGGAAUUGUUCUUGGGCACAAAAUCUCAUCAAGAGGAAUUGAAGUGGACAAAGCAAAAGUGGAAGUUAUUGAAAAGCUACCAGCACCAACAAAUGUCAAAGCCAUUAGGAGCUUUCUUGGACAUGCUGGAUUUUACAGACGCUUCAUCAAAGACUUCUCCAAGAUUGCCAAGCCAUUGAGCAAUCUCUUGAAUAAGGAUUCUUCUUUUCUCUUUGAUAGUGCAUGUUUAGCAGCUUUUGAACAAUUAAAACAAAGUUUGAUUUCUGCUCCUGUUAUUAUUGCUCCGGAUUGGAAACUUAACUUUGAACUUAUGUGUGAUGCCAGUGAUUAUGCAGUCGGAGCAGUUUUAGGACAAAGAAAAGAGAAAAUCUUCCAUGCAAUUCACUAUGCUAGAAAAGUUUUAAAUGAAGUUGAAAUAAAUUAUGCCACAACUGAAAAAGAAUUGUUGGCAAUAGUAUUUGCAUUGGAAAACUUUAGAAGUUACUUGAUAGGCUCAAAAGUUGUCAUAUAUACUGAUCAUGCAGCUAUCAGGUAUCUUCUAACCAAACCGGAUUCUAAACCAAGACUGAUAAGAUGGAUUUUGUUGUUGCAGGAAUUUGAUUUAGAAAUCAAAGACAAAAGCGGAAAGGAAAAUCCGGUAGCUGACCAUUUAUCAAGGCUGGUGAAUGAUGAGGUGACCACAAAAGAAAAUGAUAUAGCAGAUGCAUUUCCUGAUGAAAAGCUCUUUCUAGUUCAGGAAAGACCAUGGUUUGCUGAUAUGGCCAACUUCAAAGCUGGAGGCAAUAUCCCUGAUGAAUAUAACUAUCAUCAGAAAAAGAAGUUUCUCAAGGAUGCUACUCAAUUCGUGUGGGAUGACCCUUAUCUAUUCAAAGCAGGAGCUGAUGGGAUACUCAGAAGAUGGGUGGAAGCAAUGGCAACACCAAAAGCUGAUGGCAAAACUGUAAUUAAAUUCCUAACGAAGAACAUUUUCAACCGUUUCGGAGCACCAAGAGUGAUUAUUAGUGAUGGAGGUUCUCAUUUUGUCAAUUCUCAAUUGGCCAAGGCAUUGGAGCAUUAUGGAGUCAAGCACAAUGUAGCAUCACCUUACCAUCCACAAACCAAUGGACAAGCGGAGGUAUCUAACAGAGAAAUUAAGAAGAUCUUGGAGAAAACAGUGUCAAGUUCCAGGAAGGAUUGGUCUCAAAAGCUUGAUGAUGCUCUAUUGGCAUAUAGGACUGCAUACAAAUCCCCGAUAGGCUUAACCCCUUUUCAAUUGGUCUAUGGCAAAGCUUGUCAUUUACCAGUUGAAUUGGAGCACAAAGCCUAUUGGGCUCUUAAAUUUCUAAACUUUGAUUUGAAUCUUGCAGCUGAGCAUAGGAAGAAUCAAUUGCAUCAGUUAGAAGAAAUGAGGCUUCAAGCCUAUGAAUCUUCCAAACUGUACAAGGAAAAGGUGAAAAAAUACCAUGACAACAAGAUCAUCAAGAAGACCUUCAGGCGAAGUCAACGUGUACUCUUAUUCAAUUCCAGGUUGAGGUUAUUCCCUGGAAAGCUCAAAACCAAAUGGUCAGGUCCGUUUGUGGUUAAAGAUGUCAAGCCUUAUGGUGUGGUUGAGUUAGAGGACCCAUAA